Messenger RNA from Dentiscutata erythropus, 250 nucleotides. The record is from the annotation of a GenBank genome assembly. Lineage: Eukaryota; Fungi; Glomeromycota; Glomeromycetes; Diversisporales; Gigasporaceae.
AUGAACUUUCCAUUCAAUAAAGAUGACCUUAUGCUUUCAUAUGAUCCCUUAGAUCCAAAAGUUCAAGCUGUUUAUAAAGACUUGAAAGAAGUAGUCGAUAAUUUGGUACAACCAAUCCAUGGAAAUAAUGUACACCUGGAAACAAAAUUAGUCUAUUAUUUAGAAAGAAUUGAUCAAAUUUUCAAUCCGAAAAAAAGAAAAUGUGGAGAUGGUGACGAUGACAAAGAUCAAAGUGUAUUGGGUUCAAAUG